AUGAAAUUAUUUAAGGCUUUUUGUCAAGGGAAGUCUAUUCUUGUAAGAGAUACAUAAAAGUUGACAAAAUAUAUUGAUCUUUGUCUAAAAACUCCUGUUUCUUAUAAGGGAAUACAAAAGUCUAUUGGUUAUGAUGAAAUCAUUCGUGCAUAAUUCAAUUCAAAGGAGUUUAAUAAAGCAUUAUUCCCUUAAUUUAUCAAUUUAAUUGGAAGAGAUUUUAAAGAAAUAAAUUAAAAGGAGUUUAACUAUUUUAUACAAUCUCUUAGUUGUUAUGUAGAAAGUGCUACAAAUCAAAAAGUUUUUGAUAAAUUGAUAUUUGAAAAUUUUGUAAACUAAGUAAGUUUGAAUGCUACAUAUAUUUAAAAAAGCUUAUUCUUCUUAACUUUAUAUUGGUAUGUCGCUUUUUAUGAGGCAAUUUAAUAAAGUUAAUAAGUUGUAGAUAAAUUCUAAGCUGAUUUAUUUGAAUAAGUACCUGAAACAGCUGAAGAUCGUCUUUGGAGAGUGUUUAUUGAAAUGCAUCAAUUAUAAUUGAAGAAAAAAUCAUAAAUAAAUGAUGAAAAAUUAAAAAAAGAAGAAUAAAAAAUAAUGGAGAAGUUUAUUGAUCAAAUUGAAGAAGUUGAUAUUAAUUUACCAAAGUUUACAAAUAUUAUGAGUAGAUUUAUGUUGUUAAAAUAUUAUUCAUUUUUAAAGUACUUUAAUGUAAUAUUAUGAUAAAAUUAAUUAGGUAUAAAAUUUUGACAAAAGAUUUCAUAAUUUAUUAUUUUCUGUUUAUACAACUUCACAGAAUUACAUAACAGAAAAUCUAUCCUCCUUAAAUUCAUUUGGAUUAUAUGGAUAUAUUGAUUUAAUAUCAUAAAACAAGGAUAUAUUUAUAGCCACAAAAUGGGAUAUCAUAUUGAAUGAGAUCAACUCUAAAAAUUUGAAUGAAAUUCCUAUAUUUGAUAUUAUUGCUUUAUCAUUUGUUAUUAUAAAAAAUAAUAAAAUGACAACUUAAUUGGGCAAUCGAAUCAUUUAGUAUUUUUAAUUUGAUAAUUUAAUUUAGGCAUUUAUAUGAUAAUAUUAAUUCUAUAAGUUCUAAUAUGUAUGCAGAUAUAUUUUAGAUAAUUGCUAAAGUUAAUUGUGAUCUAAAUGAUAAAUUUUUAACAAAACUAUAAUCAAAAGUUAUUCCAAAAGAUUUAUCAUUAGAACAUAUAUCAAUUAUACUUGGUGUACUUUAACGUUUUCAUAGAAUAGAUCUAAAUAUAUUGGAAAAGUAUUUGGUAGGAAUUGGAACAAGAAUUAAGGAUAUUGAUAAAAAAUCUGGUUUAGGAAUUUUAUCUGCUCUUAAUUAUAAUCAUUAAUAAAAUCCUGUAAUAUUUUCUUAAAUCUUAUAACUUAAAUUAGAAGAAGAUAAAGAUUUGUAAUUAUAAAUAGAAAUAUUAAAAUAUUUAUAAUUGCAUGAUCCAUAAAAUGAUUUUUGUAUGAAAAUUUAAUAAAAUUUUGUUAAGAGUUUGAAAAAGGAAUAUGAUUUUAAAUUAAUUUGUUCAAUUCUUGAAGUUCUAUUGCAUUUUAAUGAUUAGAGUUAGAAGACAAUUACAAUUAUACCUGAACUUAAAUAAUAUGUUAAGAAAGGUUUAGAAUAAAUAAAAUAAUCUAAUGAACUUGAUAAAGAUGUAUUGGAAUUUUUAAUGAAAUAAUAUAAGAUUGAGAUAUGA
This is a messenger RNA of Paramecium pentaurelia, 1694 nucleotides long. The record is from the annotation of a GenBank genome assembly. Lineage: Eukaryota; Ciliophora; Oligohymenophorea; Peniculida; Parameciidae.